This is a messenger RNA of Marchantia polymorpha subsp. ruderalis, 2857 nucleotides long. The record is from the annotation of a GenBank genome assembly. Lineage: Eukaryota; Viridiplantae; Streptophyta; Marchantiopsida; Marchantiales; Marchantiaceae.
AUGGUUGGGGCCAUCAGAGGCGCAGCAGGACGAGAGGAGGACGGACAAAUUAAUUCCAGAAUUAUUGUUUGCCAUAAUAUCCGAAUUAUCGAAGAAAUUCGCUUCGACAGCUCUCCAUCAAUUAAUUACAAGCGUACAAAAAGGCAGCGACAGGGAAACACCUGCAGCUUCCUACGGACUCGAGGCCCGGGACCGGGAUCGGACCAGCUCGUCCAAAUUGACCUCCACCGACCUUCAUAUGAUGCAUGUCUACAUGACCACGUCUGGAGGAUAAUGAAAGAUUACAAGAGAAAUGUCUCCCAUGUCCUUCGAACUAACAAUUCGAGCCCAAGUUCGGUUCGAGAAUCGAAGAACUCGAACCGAGCAGACGAGCAGAUGAUAAUAAUGGUGAUGCUACGGCACAUAACUAUCGACUGCUUGCUUGCGCAUGCGUAUCUCGCAAUGAUGAGUAUGUCGGUCGAUCUGCUCAGGCGAGGCGCACGAGCUCAGAUUGAGCAUAUCCGACUUGUGGCUCGCUCGCGCCCAAGGAUAACUUACUCAUCCAAUGUCUGCGCGCUCUUGCCAACAUCACAUCACCUCUGCGUGCCAUCCACCCUUCUGGCCUGGGAGAGAGAGCAAAAAGCAGAUCUCCGCAUGCACAUGGUCUGUGACAGGCACACGCGCGGAGGGAAAGCACUGAUUCUCACUCAGCAUGUUGGUGGCGAUGGCGAGGGUGAGAGUGAUGGUGAAUGGUGUAUGGUGAAUGGUGGAGAACCUCGACUUUGUACCAACACUGCGAUGACGUACACACUUUCCAAUGCCAUGCCAUGGAUUGCGAGCUCUUGCCUCUCCUUUGUAAUACCUACGCACUUUCUCGUGCAGUGUUCAGAUUCAAGGACAAGUUCAUCGAUCGGUGGAAGAGGAGAACAUUCCAAACUUGAUCACAGUCGUGAGAAGAUGCUGAAGGCUGUGGAAGAGGCUCAAUGGGCUACUAAAAGCUUCCAGAGAGAGAGAAUUCAUGACUUCUGGGGGAUAGGAGAUAGCGAACCGAGCAUUUGUGGGGAGGUGCUGCUGUCUGAGUGUCACAGCACAGCCUUCAGCACUGCUUGCUGUGUGCUGCGCUAUCCCAAAGAAAUCGUGGACUCUCUGCUCUGUUGGAAGCCCUUCGUCUCGUGUUGAUUGUUUCAGCUGUGUCUGUCUGUCUGUCGAUCUGGCUUAUGGCAGAAAUAUUCUGACCUUUAUCGAGACUACAUGCCCCGCGAGUCUCCAAUUCUCGACACAUUUGAGACAGAGUCAAACUUCAUUCUUUAUCGAAGCGAGAAGAGUUGCGUCGCGAAAGAAUGAUGGUGACGAGCGAGGAUCGAGGAUCAAGGAAAUCGAAGUAAGCGAGUAGAGAGACUUGCGUUUCAUCUCUCCAUCUCAAGUUCAAUCCCACAAGCCGCUCCGUUGUUGGCUAUCAUAUCUCGCGUCCGGGGGAGGAGGGGACGAAGCGAAGCAGCCGCCAAGCAAAUCGAUCUUGCCCGCCUUCAGAUUGGAAUCAAACAUCGGCGAGAUCACUCGAGUUGUCGAUAAGGAGUCUUUGAGAAUUUGCGGCAUCGAGAAUUCUCCAGCCUGUGUUUGAAAUUCAGAAACCGAAAUUUAUCGGUCGAUCGAUAGCGUGAGAACUUUUGAAAUUAGCAAGAUACUUGCAGCCAACCAACCAGCCCCAUGGCCUUCGCGAGGACGAGCAUUAUCUCGGGAAAAGACUCCCAAACGAUAAAUUCGGGUAGUCCUGGGUUCGCCAAGGGUGCGGUUGAGCAAAUUAGGCAGCGCUCCAUAGCCAAGAGAUCUCGGCGUUGCAAUAAUUGCACCCAUCCGGCUCGAGGGGCGAGGGCUUGACACAAGAUAGUCCAGAAAAUUUCAUGCGUUCGCAACGAGGUUUUUUCGGUGCGGCCACUUACUUUCUCAGAAAUUGGAUCGACUGAUUGGGACCUGCCGCAGGUAAGCUGUGAUGGAUCACAACUCACCUUUGCUUCAUACCGAGACCAUUUAGAUCGAUCGAAGUCUCCAUUAGCUUGAUUCUCGAGUAAAUCUAUGCAUGCGUCACGUUCCGUUCGCUGUCGUCGUCCACUUUUCUACUGAGGUUUAGAUCGAUCGGCGUUCUGAUGGCUUCUAUUGAGGUCGGUCAGUCGAUCCAUUUCAAUCUCGUGAUUCUCCGCGUCUAGUAGGGAGACAGCGAAAAUCAAAGUCCUGACAAUAUGCUCGAGAAUCAAAAGCAAUUCGUGUUUGCCCAUGUCGGAAUGGCAUUUAAGGAUGAAUAUGGCACGUACACGGCUGCAAUUUUCACGUCACAUCUUUCCACGUGCAGUAGACGAGCAUCUCCGAAAUUCUUCUGAACAGUCACCACUAUCCCAGAGAACAGUGCAAUGUUGCCAACUUUCUGAUCUAAAGAGAGUCGGCAGUGUAAUGUGCUUGAGCGGUCCCUCGUCUGUCAGUUCUCUUGCGUCUGAAACACUUCAUCCAGCAACCAUCUACACAUCCCCAGGUUGUAGUCGCUUAUUGAAAUCAUCAAAAUCGUGAGCAUAUGUUCACAACUUCGAUCGAUCAAGUGCCACGCAAGUAGUUAUAGAAAUUCCUCGUGAUUUUGAAGCGCAGGACUUGAAACAUAUCGCGAGCUACGGGCCUGACAUGUUUAUGAUUAGAGCAAUAUUCGACUUGGCCUCCGAGACUGUACUGCGUAUAGAUGUGAGCAAGACCACAGUCGUUCAGAAGCCGAGCCCGAAUGGCAGACAAGGCAUCAUUGUUGAGGCUAGCUAGCCUCGGCCUUGGGCCGCCAUGGACGCUCAGCUCCGAGUCUAGCAUUCACUAUCAAAUAUGAACAUGCGUGCAAGCUUCCCGU